Aspergillus tanneri is the source of this 1095-nucleotide messenger RNA. RefSeq lists its product as uncharacterized. Lineage: Eukaryota; Fungi; Ascomycota; Eurotiomycetes; Eurotiales; Aspergillaceae. The transcript has 2 exons. The record is from RefSeq and is a predicted model, not a curated record. The coding region runs from base 1 to 1095 and encodes 364 amino acids.
AUGGCUAAGAUGGGUCUCACUGGCCAGACCAUACACGGCGCGGAGCUUGCUUCUGCCUCAAAAAUUGAGUAUGAACAAUUCCUGCUCUUUCGUGUACUAUGGGUGUCCCGCCGUGUAGAAGACCUGCCGAAAACGCUGCCUGGUAUGAGCUUGUUGAUCUCAGAGGCGGAUACAAUGCUAAAAAAAUACAACUCAUGGCACACAUAUUGUCGGGGAUUCACGCUUCCAAAUAUUGAAGAAGGAAAUUUUGCCGUUGCCCGGAAUUAUCAGCUUGAGGUUGCAAACACCGAAGAUAAAACGGAUCCACGGACUCUUGCGACUCCUGUUGCACAUCGAACACGUGCCCGUGUGAAUGAACUUGGUAGAAAGCUUGCUGGUGUGCGCUUGGAGACACCCUCGAAGUCCACCAAUAUCUUCGAGACACUAGACAUUGAAGAUAUUGGUCUCGAUGAUCCUUUUGCUAUUCCAGAGACCCCAAAUCCAGAUACUCCGAGUCCAUUCCGGGAGAUAACGCCUGCUCCUAAAGAACUGGAGAACGUGCUAUACCCUCCUACGAAGGAUGAACAGAUUGUGAAUUGUGCCUUGGUGCUCUUCCUGAAUGCUCUGACUAUUCAUUUCAAAUUCGCCAACAACUGGACCUUGCACAGAAGGGCCUUCAAAGCUAACUUUGAGGGGGCUAGUUUUGAAGCAAGGACUGAUGGAUAUCUCAAUGAUCGCCGAGGCAUAGCCAAGGUUAUUAUCGAGGUGAAACCCGUGACACGAUCAAAGAAACCAGCUCUCAUCCAAAUGCAAGAGAGCGCCCAAAUGGUGGCUUGGAUUAAAAGUGAUGAUGAAAAGCCUAAUGGGGACGAGAAAAUGCGCAUUAUUGUCUCCCAAGAUCGGCACGAGAUAUUCCUGACGGUUGCUAAGUACGACGAUAACUACAUCAAAUAUUUGGGAGACAAGAAUCAUCGCAGCGAGUCCCCUUCCUUUAUGACUAUGUACCAAUUCGGCCCCUGGGAUACCCUGGAUUCCACUCACAUGAAAUACCUUGGACCUAUUCUUUUGGCAAUAUCCCUCCGUGCAGAAAUCGAAGAUAGAAAGAACAAGACCUGA